CUGGUUUUUCUGCUCCCACAGCCCGGUUCUGCUCAUGGCUUUCAACCAGUCUCCGUUCUACAACCCGCCGAUUCCUUUCACCGGAUCGAUCCACGGCGGCCUGCAGGAGGGGAAGUCCAUCAUCAUCAGCGGACGCGUCAUUCCCGGCGUGGACAGGUUCAAUGUGAACCUCCAGUGCGGCUCCAGGAGCGGGGCGGACAUCGCCUUCCAUUUUAACCCGCGUUACGACGGCCAUCCCUACGUCGUCACCAACAGCUUCCAGUACGGCAACUGGGGCUCCGAGGAGAGGAAGCAGAACGCGCCGCUGCCCGCCGGCUCCAACUUCACCCUGCAGAUCACCGUCACCCGGGACUUCUACCAGGUGAGCUUGAACGGCAGCCACUUCAUGGACUACAGGCAUCGCAUCCCGUUCCAGCAGGUUGACACCAUCACAGUCGGCGGAAGGGUGGAAAUUUCCUCCAUUUCCUUCUCCACUCCAGUGCCGUUUCCGCAGCAGGCUUUCCCGACCCAAGCCGCCUUCCCGUCCUACCCCGGCUUCGCCCCCCAGCCUGGAUUCCCAGCUCAGCCUGGAUUUCCUCCUGCUGUGCCUGUUGUUCCGUACAGGAACUUCAUCAGCGGCGGACUCCAGCCCGGCAGGACCAUCACCAUCCAGGGCGUCGUCCAGCCCAGCGCCACCAGGUUCCACAUGAACCUCACCCACCAGUCUGGCAUCGCUCUACAUUACAAUCCACGAUUCAACGAGAACGUUGUGGUCCGAAACACUAAGCAGUGGGACAAGUGGGGUUCUGAGGAGCGCGGCGGCGGCAUGCCCUUCCAUCGAGGACAGCCUUUCACGCUGACCGUUAUCUGUGAGAACAAGUCUUUCCGUCUGGUGGUGAACGGGAUGCAGGCCCACAACUACAACCACCGCUUCACCCCGCUGCAGAACAUCACCGGCCUGGAGAUCGAAGGAGACGUCCAGCUGACCUCCGUCAUCGUUUAGGUUCUGAUCCAGAGGAGCCAACAACCCUGAAAACCUGGAACCUGCUGGCGUUGAAAGAAGCAGGCUGUGGUAUUCACUGCCAUCUAGUGGUCAAGAUGUAGAUGGCAGCCAAAUAAUGAGAUUUGUUAUGGUUCCAUCUGUGAUAAAAAUGACAAAUGUCUAAAUUGG
Molecule: messenger RNA, 1150 nt
Organism: Xiphophorus couchianus (Monterrey platyfish)
Lineage: Eukaryota; Metazoa; Chordata; Actinopteri; Cyprinodontiformes; Poeciliidae
Product: galectin-9-like
Exons: 9
Coding region: 35-982 (315 amino acids)
Biological process (GO): negative regulation of CD4-positive, alpha-beta T cell proliferation; negative regulation of type II interferon production; positive regulation of gene expression
Cellular component (GO): nucleus; cytosol
Molecular function (GO): galactoside binding; carbohydrate binding
Source: RefSeq, a predicted model, not a curated record